Phaethon lepturus (White-tailed tropicbird) is the source of this 1490-nucleotide messenger RNA. It is a transcript of the gene PRPSAP1, whose product is annotated as phosphoribosyl pyrophosphate synthetase-associated protein 1. Gene Ontology annotation, molecular function: ribose phosphate diphosphokinase activity; magnesium ion binding. The coding region runs from base 8 to 1159 and encodes 383 amino acids. Gene Ontology annotation, biological process: 5-phosphoribose 1-diphosphate biosynthetic process; purine nucleotide biosynthetic process. The record is from RefSeq and is a predicted model, not a curated record. Lineage: Eukaryota; Metazoa; Chordata; Aves; Phaethontiformes; Phaethontidae. The transcript is spliced from 10 exons. Gene Ontology annotation, cellular component: ribose phosphate diphosphokinase complex; cytoplasm.
GAAAAGGAUGCCACGGAAGCUGUUGUUGCCUUAUAAAUCUGUUUUUUCUCACUUUCGAGCUCCACGGGGGCUGCAUGACUCUUUGGCGAUGAACGCGGCCAGAAGUGGCUAUCGGGUCUUCUCGGCCAACUCCACGGCAGCCUGCACCGAGCUGGCGAAGAGGAUCACGGAGCGUCUCGGUGCUGAGCUGGGGAAAUCUGUGGUGUACCAGGAAACCAAUGGAGAAACAAGAGUUGAAAUAAAAGAAUCUGUCCGGGGACAGGAUAUCUUCAUUAUACAGACAAUCCCCAGAGAUGUGAAUACUGCUGUCAUGGAGCUGCUGAUAAUGGCGUAUGCACUGAAGACUUCCUGUGCCAGGAACAUCAUUGGGGUCAUCCCUUACUUCCCGUACAGCAAACAGAGCAAAAUGAGGAAGAGGGGCUCUAUAGUCUGCAAGUUGCUGGCUUCAAUGCUCGCCAAGGCAGGUUUAACACACAUUAUCACUAUGGAUCUUCAUCAAAAGGAAAUUCAAGGCUUCUUCAGCUUCCCAGUAGACAAUCUGAGAGCAUCGCCUUUCCUGCUUCAGUAUAUACAGGAAGAAAUUCCAGAUUACAGAAACGCAGUUAUUGUAGCCAAAUCUCCUGAUGCAGCUAAAAGGGCUCAGUCUUACGCUGAGAGACUACGACUGGGACUAGCAGUGAUCCACGGAGAGGCUCAGUGUACAGAGCAGGACAUGGAUGACGGACGUCACUCCCCUCCAAUGGUCAAAAAUGCAACUGUCCAUCCUGGUCUGGAGCUACCGUUGAUGAUGGCCAAGGAGAAACCGCCAAUAACUGUGGUUGGAGAUGUUGGAGGAAGAAUUGCCAUCAUUGUGGAUGACAUCAUCGAUGAUGUGGAAAGCUUUGUAGCUGCUGCAGAGAUCCUGAAAGAGCGCGGAGCCUACAAGAUUUUUGUGAUGGCUACUCAUGGGCUCCUGUCAGCAGAUGCCCCCCGUCUCAUAGAAGAGUCCUCCAUCGAUGAGGUGGUAGUAACCAACACAGUUCCUCAUGAGGUACAGAAGCUGCAGUGCCCCAAGAUAAAGACUGUGGAUAUCAGUUUGAUUCUCUCUGAAGCCAUCCGACGAAUCCACAAUGGCGAGUCCAUGGCCUAUCUCUUUCGCAACAUCACUGUCGAUGACUAGACCUGGCACUGCCCCUGUCCUGGCUUCCACAAGAGAAGGAAAUAUGCAUGAAAAGGCAAUACCAUAAAUUAUAGGCAUAAUGCAACUGUUUAUUCUUGUAGGAGCAUGAAGGUUUCCAGGGUCUUGAGCCAUGAGAUCUAACAGAGAAAAAAAAAUCAACCUGAAAUCAACCUGACCAGCACUUUACAAGUGAAUAGAAGAGGCCACUGGCAGUGGAGAGGAUUACAUCUUAGUUAAGAGAGGUGGAGAAAAGAGGUGGUGUUGAAUUGUUAAGUUCCUUUAAUUUUUUUUUUUUAGUGUGUUAUCUCUUGCCCUGUAGAGGGGGAAAGAA